Messenger RNA from Chrysochloris asiatica (Cape golden mole), 1500 nucleotides. It is a transcript of the gene FOXD2, whose product is annotated as forkhead box D2. Gene Ontology annotation, biological process: anatomical structure morphogenesis; cell differentiation; regulation of transcription by RNA polymerase II. The transcript has a single exon. NCBI's taxonomy places the organism in Eukaryota, Metazoa, Chordata, Mammalia, Afrosoricida, Chrysochloridae. The record is from RefSeq and is a predicted model, not a curated record. Bases 1 to 1500 code for a protein of 499 amino acids. Gene Ontology annotation, molecular function: DNA-binding transcription factor activity, RNA polymerase II-specific; RNA polymerase II cis-regulatory region sequence-specific DNA binding.
AUGACCCUGGGCAGCUGCUGCUGCGAGAUCAUGUCCUCCGAGAGCUCUCCGGCCGCACUGUCCGAGGCGGACGCAGACAUAGACGUGGUGGGCGGCGGCGGCGGCAGCGGCAGCGGUGGUGGGGAGCUCCCAGCCCUCUCCGGGCCCCGUGCCCCCCGGGACGUGCUCCCCCACGGCCCCGAGCUUCCCCCGGCGGAAGCAGAGGCAGACGCAGCAGAGGAUGAGGAGGAGUCGGGCGGCUGCUCAGACGGCGAGCCCCGAGCUCUAGCGCCCCGGGGGGCGGCGGCCGCAGCGGGAAGCCCGGGGCCGGGCGUGGCGACGGCCCGCGGAGCUGCGGGGCCCGGACCCGGACCGCCGUCGGGGGGCGCGGCGACGCGAAGCCCGCUGGUGAAGCCGCCCUACUCGUACAUCGCGCUCAUCACCAUGGCCAUUCUGCAGAGCCCCAAGAAGCGCCUGACGCUGAGCGAGAUUUGCGAAUUCAUCAGCGGCCGCUUCCCCUACUACCGGGAGAAGUUCCCGGCCUGGCAGAAUAGCAUCCGCCACAACCUCUCGCUUAACGACUGCUUCGUCAAGAUUCCCCGAGAGCCGGGCAACCCUGGCAAGGGCAACUACUGGACGCUGGACCCGGAGUCUGCCGACAUGUUCGACAACGGCAGCUUCCUGCGGCGCCGCAAACGUUUCAAGCGGCAGCCUCUGCCGCCGCCACAUCCACACCCGCACCCGCACCCGGAGCUGCUGUUGCGUGGUGGGGCCGCGGCGGCUGGGGACCCCGGCGCCUUCCUGCCGGGCUUCGCCGCUUACGGCGCCUACGGCUACGGUUAUGGGCUGGCGCUCCCGGCCUACAGUGCACCUCCGCCAGGCCCUACCCCGCAUCCGCAUCCACAUCCGCACGCCUUCGCUUUUGCCGCCGCAGCUGCCGCAGCGCCUUGCCAGCUGUCUAUGCCCCCAGGUCGCGCCACUGCGCCUCCACCCGGACCCCCGACGGCGUCGGUGUUCGCUGGCGUAGCCUCUGCUCCGGCCCCUGCGCCCGCCCCGGGCACCGGCUCGGGCCCGGGCCCAGCGGGCCUGCCCGCCUUCCUGGGCGCGGAGCUUGGCUGCACCAAAGCGUUUUAUCCCGCGUCACUGAGCCCUCCCGCAGCCGGCACAGCGGCGGGUCUGUCCACCGCACUCCUGCGUCAGGGCCUCAAGACAGACGUGGGCGGUGGCGCGGGCGGCGGGUGCUCGGGGGCAGGGCAGAGGCCUUCCUUCUCGAUAGACCACAUUAUGGGCCACGGUGGCGGUGGGGCAGCACCUCCGGGCGGCAGCGAGGGCUCCCCAGGAUCGCCAUUCGCUGCGGCCGCGGGUCCUGGAGGUCAAGCCCAGGUUUUGGCCAUGCUGACUGCCCCGGCCCUGGCUCCAGUGGCCGGUCACAUUCGCCUCUCGCACCCUGGGGACACUCUUCUGUCCUCAGGGCCUCCGUUUGCCAGCAAAGUUGCUGGCCUCAGCGGCUGCCACUUCUGA